AUGGCGGCCUCGUCAUUCGCGGGCCGGCCUGUCCUGCCCCCGGGUGAUGGCGAUGGGUCGAACGACCCCUUCGUCUCUACCGUCGGCCCCAAGCAAAUUCGCUUCUCCAACUUCGACAACCAGCUCUACGCACUGGGCCCUACCACAUCACCAGGCCAGGCAAAACGUGCCUUGGAAGCCCACCUUGCCGAAACCGAACGCCGUAUGGAGGAAGUGGGAAAGCUGGGAACAGCGUUGGUUGACCAACAGAAAACCUUGGCCGAGCGCCUUCGCGAGGUUGAAAAGCUACAGGCCGAAGGCGACCUCAACCCAGAGCUUCGCCUGAAGCUAUCCGAGAUCGAAAAGGAAUACCACGACGUUGCACGCGAGACGGCCAGGGCCUUCCUUCCCAAGCAGCGAGUUCCCAGUAACGAAGCCGCUGGAGGCUCGCCCUACGUGCCUGAAGGUCGAAGUGGAAAACGGUCCGUCAGUCCCUCGAAAUUUGAGAGCCACGCCACCGGCUCUCCGACCAAGCUCAGCGUCCCGAACCGAAAGAUUCGUAAUCAGCCGGCCACCCGGGUCCACGACAUAGAAUUUGCCGCCGAAAUCAGCACCUCUUUGCUCGCCCAAGUUCGCAAUCUGCAGUCUCUACUAGCCGAAAAAGACGAGGAGCUUCGAGAUGUCAAGACCGAGAAGUCAAGACUGGAAAUCGAGGCAGAGGGUUUUCAGCAACGGGUCAAGACCCUGGAUGAGAGCGAGCACCGCUACAAAGACGAGAACUGGAACCUCGAGACCCAGAUCCACGAACUCAUUGCUUCCCAGAAGGAAAGCGCCGACCGCGAGAAGAAGCUAACCCAGAGCCUGAAUAUCCUGCAAGCCCAGAAGAACCAAACCCAGAAAGAGUUGGAUGAGGUCAAGUUGUCUCAUGCCAGGUUGGUGGAGGAACACGAGGCUUCGGUGAAGCAUCACGACAUUGAGCUGGGUACAGCCAAGCGGAAUGCUAUUCUCGCCGAGGCGGAGCGGGCUACCCUCCAACGCAAGAUUGACGACCUCAUGGGGCAGAACCAAGAGCUCGCCAAGGCAAUCUCCGCACAACGUGCGCGAGCGCUCGAACGCGAAUCGAAUAGAGGUACGAGCGACGACGAAUUCGAAACGGCUACCGACAACGCCACUCCCGAACACUCGCCGCCGGCGUCUCCUAUCAAAGGCACGCCCCGACACUCCUUCCUCGAAUCAGAGACCCUCAAGACAUCUCUACUCCACGCCCAGCGCACCAUUCAGACCCAGCGAUCCCAGCUGCACCGCGAAAAGACUGAAAAGUUGGAGCUUAGGCGGCUCCUGCAGGAUAGCCGGGACGAGCUCGAGAAACUGCGCAGUGAUUCAGGUGGCGUCUCGAACCGCCGCGGUCGUAAGAUAGACUCGAAGGAGUUCAAGAAGCCCGCCAAAAACUUGCUCGGAGGAUCACGCUCCGCCAAGAGCGAAGUGUUCGUGGAAGACCCCGACUGGGAGGAACAGCCCGACAGCGCCACCCCAAGGCACUCCCCUACUUAUGCGAUCCCACCUUCCCUCGUAACUGGGCCAGGCGCGUAUCCGAUGACCACUGAUAAUGAGACCAGCGACGCCGCCUUCGAGACGGCCAACGAGCGAGGCACCGAGACGGAGGAUUUCCAAACGGGCGCCGAAGAAUUUUCCGAGGAGGACGAUGACGCGGAGACGGAGACGGAGAGCCCAUCCAAGAACAGGGGAAGGGUUCGGCCCCCAAGCCUCAACCUCAUUGGCAGCAGGAACUCGUUCGAUAGCACGGCUUCGACUUCAGCCGACGAAGAUUUUGACGAAUUCGAGCUCAAGACGCCUAUUGCACACCCGCAACAACGAAUGCGACUCAGAUCGAGCCGAGGCUUCUUGACUCGACGUUCUAGGCAGCCCAGUGAAGAGCCGGCACUUCAGAGCAGCCCCAUGAGCCGCGCGACAAGCAGCACCGCUGGGACUCCUCAACAGCCAGCUCAGAGUCUGUUUGCUGAACUCGCCGAGCUAGAAGGGAGCGACGUUGAGUCUCUUGAUGCGACGCCCAGCCGCAGCGUGCGGUCCAUUACGCCAGCCUCCGUCGCCAGGAGCCGCAUGACCUCCGUGCCCCCUGUUCCUCCUCUGCCCGAGCUUGUCAUGGUGGAUAGCGGCAUCAUGACCGAUCCUGUCAAAAAGAGCCUGGCAUCAUCCGCGUCGGAAGACGGCUCCCAGCCGGAUUCUGCCAAGCCCGUCAUGGUAGACUGCGGUGUCAUGACAGACUCAUCAGAGCUGCCACUGCCUGCCAUUGCUCACCUAUCUGUCCACGGGGAUUCCUUGCCGAAUGAUGCAUCGCAGUCUCGCCCGCAUUCCAUGCUGUCCUACAGUGACGCUGGAGCGCAGUAUGACGCAGACAUGGCCGAAAAGCUUGCCCAGUUCCCUUUGCCUCCGUCCGCGACUGAUAUUGUCGUCGAGGUUCCUCCGCCGACUCUCGUGUUUGCACCGAUCGAGAACCAAGCUGUUGAGCCCGUCGAAGAGCCCCAGGAGGAACCUCUGACCCCACCGGCCCUAACCCUCACCGCCGCCGUCGAAUCGCAGGAUGUCGAGCCUGUGGCGGAGCCCGAAGUGCCACCGCCUCCGGCACCGAUUCUUAGCCUGUCAACCAUCGCAUCGGAGCAUGUGGAGCCGAAAUCUGAACCUGAAGCCGUUCUGGUGUUGGGCUUCUCACCCCUUGUUUCCGAGCCCAUCGAGCCUAAAGCCGAUCCAGAGAUCAUGGCUCCUCCCCCUGUGUUGUCUUUCGCACCGGUCAUCUCCGAAACAACGGAACCGAGAGUGGAGCCAGAACACGCGUCGCAUCCAGCUCCGGAACUGGUGCUCUCCUCCCCGAUAGCAGAGGGCCUAGAGCCACAAGUGGAGCCCGAGGCGCCAUUGCCUCCUCCGGCGGUGCUGACACUGUCUCCUCUAUCUGCCCACGAUCUUGAACCUAGGGCCGAACCAGAGCUCAAGCUUCCUGCGCCGGAGCUGCGCUUCACACCCUUGACGGCUCUGGAGGUUGAGCCUCAAGCGGAGCCAGAGCCUCCUGCGCCAGUCCCUCCCGCUCUCGCCCUUUCGAUCCUACACUCCGAGCAGGUGGAGCCUCGGGCUGACCUCGAGCCUCAACCUGUGUCUUUGACUUUCGCCGGUGUUCAGACAUGGGAUAUCGAGCCACGUCUUGAUCCCGAACCUACUCCUUCUUCUCUGACUUUGUCGCCCGUGAUGUCCGAAGAUUUAGAACCAGUUAGCCCGCCGAUGCCCAGUCUACCAGUCCCACAAUUUACCUUCUCGUCCAUUGAUUCCAUCGAAACGGAGCCUGUUGCGCCACGGAGCCCGAAGCGGGAUGCCUUCAUCAUUCCAAGAAGCCUCGACUCUGCCUUGACCGAGAUGAUUCGACCCAGAACUCCUGAUAACGCCCUGUUAGGUUCAGUGGCACGCCGCGGCAAGGGCAAGGACGACGAUCUUCCGGACGUGCUUAUUGCUGAAGAUGAGACUCGUCAAUCACCUAGCGAUCUCAAGCAGUCUGAAGGCACAGAGUCACAACAACCAUUCAAGGAAAUUUCACCCAAUUCGGCUUCACGAGCUAUGCCAAAGCGAGGUGUUCCGAUGCUUGACCAUUCCGCACAGACAUUGCUCACAGCGCACGCUCUCGAUGAGUUGUUCAAGGCGAAGACCAAGGGGCAUGAAAAGUCGCUCUCCGCUGGAAGUAGCGUGGGAACACCCGGCACAGUUCGGAUUCGCCGGCUCUCCCAGGACCAGGACAGUAUUGGUACCCCUGGGGACGUCUCCACUGAGCCUCAACCCGAUGUCAUCAUGGACCGACGGCGGCGGAGCGCAAGCAGCAGCCGCGGUCCGACUGACCGACUGCCGCCAUUGCCCCAGAAUCAUAAGCAAGUCAUUGCAGCCGCAAGGACUGGGUCUGCGCACAGCAACCACGGCAGCACGACCGUCAUGGGCCCUCCACUGUGGCCUGCGUCGGCCAUGCGAGCCCAACGACCUCGCACUCCCAACAGGCCACAGUCACCACUUUCCAUCAAGGGGACACCGACGCCGCGAGCCAGCAAGCCUAGGGUCGGCAUAUCGGGCCCAGGGACUGUGAUAGUCCAUUCCCCCACCAAAGCCUCGACGCGGAGCCGGCGUUCUUCUGUCUCUUCCUUCGUCUCCGAGCUGGAUUCGCGGUUCAAUAUUCGAGACAAUGGAUUGGGAAUGAAUCCUAAUGGGUUCGGACCCAACACGGACCCACGCAUGAUCCAAGCCAUCACCCAGACCAUGAUUGGGGAGUACCUGUGGAAGUACACGCGCAAAACCGGGCGCGGGCACAUGUCUGAAUACCGACACCGUCGCUACUUUUGGGUUCACCCCUACACCCGGACACUGUACUGGAGCGACCGUGACCCCACUGCGGUCGGUCGGUCCGAGGCCAAGGCGAAGAGCGUACCCAUCGAGGCUGUCCGGGUGGUCACUGACGAUAAUCCAUCACCGCCCGGGCUGCACCGGAAGAGUUUGAUCGUCAUCUCUCCCGGCCGAGUCGUCAAGUUUACAUGUCCCACCGGGCAACGGCACGAGACGUGGUUCAAUGCCCUUUCGUACCUGCUGCUCCGGACCAACGAGGAAGGCCAGAACGAUGCGGAGGAAAUCGCUGGUAAUAUCACACAGGCAGACGUUGACGAGUUCAACCCGCAAGUUGGCGCUGAAGCUUCUGCAUUCACGGCGAGACCAAGGGCCCCGGCUUCGCUCUCAUCCUACAAUUCUCGGACCACCCAGAAUCAGUCGCCGGCCAUAGACAUGUCGAUGAACGUGCCCCGCCUGACGCCGACUCCGAAUAAGAAUGGUCCUAGCCAACGGCCGUCCUUGGGAACGUUGUCUAAACUUAGCGGCUACUGGAAGAGCAACCAAGUCCUCUCGGGCACCUUUUCCAGCCUCCGAAGCCGCAACGCGAGCCAUAACAACCAUGACAUCUAUGAGGCGAGCGAGGUCCAGGACAGUGGCGAAGAUGAACAAGAGAUGGAGCGUCUGAAUCGAGAAGCCGGCCGACUUGAGAAUGUUCGGGCUUGCUGCGACGGCAAGCACGAUGUUUCAACACUUCCUCACCACCCGUCUUAUUCCAAGCGCGGGAGGCCGUCUUAUUCGCAUUCCCAUUCGCAUUCCCAUUCGCAUUCCCAUUCGCAUUCGCAUUCCGGACCUUCGACGUCGACAGCGACUGGGACGCCGACACCGAUGAGCACGAUGCUGUCCCGGGCCUGA
Molecule: messenger RNA, 5256 nt
Organism: Sodiomyces alkalinus F11
Lineage: Eukaryota; Fungi; Ascomycota; Sordariomycetes; Glomerellales; Plectosphaerellaceae
Exons: 3
Coding region: 1-5256 (1751 amino acids)
Biological process (GO): dynein-driven meiotic oscillatory nuclear movement; microtubule cytoskeleton organization; maintenance of protein location in cell cortex
Cellular component (GO): cell cortex; mitochondrion
Molecular function (GO): phospholipid binding; tubulin binding
Source: RefSeq, a predicted model, not a curated record